Molecule: messenger RNA, 3149 nt
Organism: Lentinula edodes (shiitake mushroom)
Lineage: Eukaryota; Fungi; Basidiomycota; Agaricomycetes; Agaricales; Omphalotaceae
Exons: 10
Coding region: 307-2709 (800 amino acids)
Biological process (GO): regulation of DNA-templated transcription
Cellular component (GO): nucleus
Molecular function (GO): DNA-binding transcription factor activity, RNA polymerase II-specific; zinc ion binding
Source: RefSeq, a predicted model, not a curated record
AUUGAAGUCUAGGUUGAAGCAGCCGGGAAUACGCGUUUCUUUUCACCCUGACGAUCACAGCUUUUUUCUUUUCUUCCUAAGCUUCGUCUCGACGGUCUACAUAUUUACCGACUAAAUUAAGGACUACCAUAGAUCCACCUCCCGAUACUGAAGAUCCGCUUCAAAAGGAAGUCAUGCUCAAUCCCGGCCGUAUAUAAGAACGAACAACGAACAUGCGAGCUGAACUCGCAAUUUCUGUUACAUUGGCCUUCGGACUGGCUGUGUUUUCUUUUGCUGCUGUAAUUUUAACUCCCGCGCUGUAUCUUCAUGAUUUCCAAUAACGCGCAGAGACAACACACCCCGCCUGGUGCUGGCACCUCGAAGCCAUUGAAGAGAGGAAAGGCUUGCUUGACAUGCAGGUUCCUUAAGAUUAGGUGCGAUGGUACUCGACCAAUAUGUGGCCCCUGUCAACGUACUCCGAAAGACGAUCCUUGCGAAUAUGCUGACGGCCCGGGAAGGUCAAGAACUCGAACGCUUGAAGAGACGGUUUCGCGAUUAGAGGCUCGUCUCCGAGAAUAUGAACAUCCCGAAGAGACACCACCGAUGGCGCUUCAUAAUCCAUACGAGCACGGUCAAAGUCAUGAAAGCGGUACAUCCAUUCAGAUAAAGAUUGACGCACCAUCCUCUUCGUAUUCCACUCAUAGUUCUCCGUCAUCCCCGUUUUCCGUAAUGUCUCCUUCGGCAAACAUCCCUAGUCCUCAUCCUGGUGGAUCAUCUGGAUCAUCGGAUAGAAAAAAUUCUGCCUCACCUGCCACCGAGCCAGGGAUUGCUCUACCUGCAACUAGACAUCUCCUCGAAUGGUUUUUUACACAUGCAUCAUCCUUCGGGUUUUUCCUCAAUGUUUCGCGUUUCACAAAUUCAGCUCUUCUCCCUUUACAUUUCGGGCACCAAUCCAGGCCAUGUCGGGGUCUUUUGAGUACCGUGUAUCUAUGGGGCAUCCACCUGUCGCCGCAAACUCAGCAUAAGGAUCUCGAACACACAUUGCUUAUGCGAGCCCUUCGAGAUACAGCCUCGGAUUUGAGCACAUCUGACCCACAUCCACAUCGAUUCAUGCAUACUAUCCAAGCCGAGACCUUGCUCGGGUACUAUUUUUUCCGUAACGGUAACAUUCUCGAAGCCAAACGUCAUACCUCUAGUGCUGCAUCGCUUGCUCUAGGCUGUAGGCUGAACAUUCUUCGGUCUUCUCAGCAACAGCAGUGGAGCUCAAAUCCGAUCUUGGCGUCUGCCCCAGUAGUCCUGGGUGGGUCGAUCAGUCUUCCUCCCCCGCAAGAUCCAAUUGAGGAAGGUGAACGCAUUAACGCGUUUUGGGCCGUGUUCACGCUCUAUCGAGAUGUUGCCGUCGCAGUGGACCCUCCUAGGUCUGUGUGCGGUGUAUUUGAUGCUCCCGGAUGCCAGAUCGAUACGCCAUGGCCGUUAGACAUGGAUAUGUAUAAAAAGAACAUCCUGCCACCUCGUAGCUCUUCAACAGUUUAUGAAUUCCUCAACCAUAUCCAACAGAGGGAGGACGAACAUCAGCUUGCAAGUACGACGAACAUGAUCACGAAAGCAUCUUUGCUUCUCCAUCAAGCUUCGUUCGUCGCUGGGCAGUAUUAUCCAAACAUGCCCGCGCGCGAUGCCCAAACCCUUUUUGCGGCGUUCCAAUCCGUACAGUACUUGAUUAAUUCCCUGCGUUCCCAACUAUCUCCGCUGGAAGAACUUGACCGUCAAAGUCGAAAUCUGUCAGCACUCCGAGAAAUACAUCUCGCUCACUCCCUGAUACACGGGUCAAUCAUACGCUUGAAUGAGACGUUCUCACAUUCGGAUGCGGAUUGCCGCCAGAGCUGCAUAAAGAGUGCGCAGGCCAUGGUUCACGGAGGUGGAUUGAAUGUAGCCGAAUUCGGAUGCGUGAAUCCUAUAAUGGGGACGCUCUGGGCUUUGGCUUGUCAAACACUCAUUCGGGAAGUUGUCCGUAUACGUUCUAUACCCUCCGGACAAACGCCAGAAUUAUGGUCAUCUUCGUCUCAGUCGUCAGAUCCAAGUUCAAUCUCCCCAUCUCACGAUCACCAUCAGCACCACUUGUACGCAGGAUCGGAGUUCGAUAGCAAAGAAGACUUACGCCCAAGACGCGAAGACUCCCUCUUAGCUUCCCUCCGACAAGGCAUUUCGGCCCUCACGUUCUUCUCUGUCAACAGUGCUCUUAUGAGUAAGUCUUUUUUGUCUACGCCCUUGUUAAAUUUUAGGUCUCUUUUCUGUGAUUGGGUUAUGAAUAUCAGAAACUUCGAAGAGGGUGUCAUCCUUGAAGCAAAGGACACAACGGACACUGGUGAUGAGUCCAUUAUAGGUUCAAAAAGCUGGUACGAUCCUCCUCCUCCUUGGGAAUACAAGGAACCAGUUUCCUUGCCCUAUCCGGUGCCCGUAUCGAUAUCAAGUCUUGCUGCUGAUGAAGGCGACAUCUCCAGUGCCUGGCGUAUUGCGGAUCAUUACCACUACAGCGAUCUGUCCGGUUCUGUAUCCAAUCUUGGGCCAAAACAAUCGUGUGAACCUUGCAUGAAAGAUGCCAUUCUGGUUCCGUUGAUUUCGACUCUCCAAGCCUCGAAACAGGACGACGGCAGAGAGCCUGAUUACAAAUAUACACCUCCGACAACGCCUGGUCUUUUCUCAAUUCUUAUACUCUCGGGCACCCCGGACUAGGACAAUGUGCGGUUGUCGCUUGAAUAGUGCUUUCACAGAAUACCCUCGUUUUAUUUGUUCUCCUUGCCGUCACCCCAUAAUGUACAUCUCUACUCACCAUAACUGACGAACUAUUUCGUGCUAUCUUAUGAAUCUUUGAACGCCAUCGGUACUAGUACUAACGAUAAAGAUGAUAACUUGUGUACAUUACGCCUGUAUACAUAACAUGUACUUUACUGGAACUCUCUAACUACAACUAAAUAUCUUACUACAUCCCAUCCUGAAAUGUAUUGAUUACUUUCCAUGACUCUCCUCCUGGUCCUUGCGUCGCACGGUAGGAAAUGUGCGAAAUGACUCCUUUCGUUGGAGUCAUGUACAUACGUUUCGAACGAAGUUCUUUGUGUAGCAAGGUGUAGCAUAUGUGUGGAAUGACUCCUUUCGUUGGAGCCAUGUAUGUACAU